This is a messenger RNA of Oryza brachyantha (malo sina), 2124 nucleotides long. Its product is annotated as plastidal glycolate/glycerate translocator 1, chloroplastic. The record is from RefSeq and is a predicted model, not a curated record. Lineage: Eukaryota; Viridiplantae; Streptophyta; Magnoliopsida; Poales; Poaceae. The transcript is spliced from 8 exons. Bases 244 to 1791 code for a protein of 515 amino acids.
AAUAACGAUGAUAUGUUGGCGUGCGGUAGCCGAACAAUCCCAAUCCCAAAGCCAUCCCGAUUCCUGGCCACGCUUAGCACUAGCAGCAGCAUCUCUGCCCCUGCCUUUCCCUCCCUCCACCUGGCUUGCAUUGCCACUGCCGCUGCUCACCUCCUCCUUCCUCCAGCCACUGUCACUGCCAGCUCUCCCUCGCCGCUAGCCAAAGAAGAAGAAUAAUUCGUUGUAGAAGAGAAGAGAGAGGCGAUGGCAGCGACCUCGCCCUGCAUGAUUGCGCUGCUGCGCAGCAGCGGGCACCGCUGGCGCCUUUCGCCCUCCGCCACCGCCACGUCGCCGCCCCGCCUCCGCACGCUUCCUCCCUGCCGAUGCCGACUCAAUCCCUCCUCCUCCUCUUCCUCCUCCAACCGCCCUGCCGCCGUCUCCAUGGCUCCCUCCAAUCUCCGCCACGGCCUCAUCGCCCCCGUCCACGCCACCGCCGCCGGAGGAGGAGGAGGAGGCGCCGCCACCGCCCCUUCCUCGGGGCUGCCCAGCCUCGUCGGGGCCGUCCAUCUGGUGGUGUCGCUGGGGAUCGUGCUGGCCUCCGACAAGUACCUCAAGCAGGCCUUCGCGGCGGCGGCCAUCAAGUUCCCCAGCGCCCUCUUCGGCAUGUUCUGCGUCUUCUCCGUGCUCGUCGUCCUCGACGCCGUCGCGCCCGCGCUCGCCAAGGGGUUCAUGGACUUCUUUGAGCCCGCCACCCUCUUCAUCCAGAGGUGGCUCCCCCUCUUCUACGUCCCCUCCCUCGUCGUCCUGCCGCUCGCCGUCAGGGACGUCCCGGCUGCUUCCGGCCUCAAGAUCUUCUUAAUCACCUUCGGUGGCUGGUUCGCCUCACUCACGGUAGCUGGAUACACAGCGCUGACCGUGAGAAAGAUCGUCAAGACGCAGCUUAUACCGGCCGAGCCCAUGAGCAAGCCGUCCCCUUUCGCGACGCUCGAAUUCUGGGCGUGGGGCGCCAUCUUCGUCGCGUCGUUCGCGGCCGCGUACGUUAACCCCACGGCGCUCGGCACCACGGCAAGGACGUGCCUCCCUUUCCUCCUCGCCUCAACCGUACUGGGAUACAUGGUUGGUUCUGGGCUGCCAUCUGGUGUGAAGCAAGUGCUGCACCCGAUCAUCUGCUGUGCACUCUCUGCGGAUUUGGCGGCAGUGGCGUAUGGGUAUCUCUCCCGGUCUGGAGUUGAUGCAGUGCUAGGUGAUUACCUCACAAAAACUCCAUCUAAUCCUGGAGCUGGUGACGUCCUGAUGGGGUUUCUUGGCUCUGUUAUCAUAUCGUUUGCAUUCUCAAUGUUCAAGCAGAGAAAGCUCGUGAAGAGGCACGCGGCGGAAAUUUUCACAUCAAUUGCCAUCGCGUCGACAUUCUCGUUGUACUCGACUGCCGUCCUAGGACGGUUGAUAGGGCUAGAGCCCACAUUGACCUUAUCAAUAUUACCGAGAUGUAUAACCGUGGCGUUGGCUCUGAGCAUUGUGUCUUUCUUCGAAGGUGUAAAUUCUUCGCUAACCGCUGCGGUCGUCGUCCUCACCGGGCUGAUCGGUGCAAACUUUGUGCAAGCAGCCAUGGACAGGCUUGGACUCAACGACCCCAUCGCACGGGGAAUAGGGACGGCUUCCAGUGCUCAUGGACUGGGAACAGCAGCGCUGUCAGCCAAGGAGCCCGAAGCGCUGCCCUUCUGCGCCAUCGCUUACGGGCUCACGGGGAUCUUCGGCUCCCUCAUUUGCUCGGUUCCGGCCGUCAGGCAGAGCUUAGUCUUCAUAGCUGGCUGACGACGCCUACGGUAGAGCAUCACCUUUUCUCUUUCUUUCUUUCUUUCUUUUUCUUAUUCCCUGCAGGAUUGUUCGCGUUUCUUUCUUUUGGAUCAGCAUGUAUAGAGCGAUGCUCGCAAGAAUACAUGUAUACAGAGUUACAGAAACAUUUUUUUUAAAUGUAUCUUGGUUGUAAUAAGAAGCUAAGAGGGUACUUUCCAUCCUAAAAUGUAAUUAUUUCUAGAGCUAGAGCUGAAUAGAAGAAUUAAGAAACUGGGUGAGAAUUAUGGAGAAAAAUUGGGAUUGACCAAGAAGAGAACGUAGGUAGAAAAAAUAAGUGAAGAAUGAUUUUGA